Lytechinus pictus (painted urchin) is the source of this 2034-nucleotide messenger RNA. RefSeq names its product rRNA-processing protein FCF1 homolog. The record is from RefSeq and is a predicted model, not a curated record. NCBI's taxonomy places the organism in Eukaryota, Metazoa, Echinodermata, Echinoidea, Temnopleuroida, Toxopneustidae. The coding region runs from base 35 to 754 and encodes 239 amino acids. Gene Ontology annotation, cellular component: small-subunit processome; nucleolus. The transcript is spliced from 6 exons.
AGUUUUGAAAUGAUACCAUAGCGUGUAAAAUGUUAUGUGCGGGGUAACGCGUUCAGUGCGCCAUACAACGAUUAUAUCGGUGGUCGGAUCGCGGAUUACGUGCGAGCUAAAAUUGCGCAACUGUAUCUACCUGUCCGAACUCAGCAUGGGGAAGGAUAAAAGAACAAAGAAGUUUGCUACAAUGAAACGCAUGAUAUCGCUCAGAGAUUCAAGAAUAAAAGAAAAGGACAGAGAGAAGAAGGAAAAACCUAAAUGGAAGGUGGAGAAGGAAAAGGCACAUCAAGUGAAAAUAAGAGAGGUUCCUCAAUAUUCCUCUGCAUUGUUCUUCAAGUACAACACACAACUCGGUCCUCCUUAUUACGUCAUCGUUGAUACCAACUUUGUCAACUUCUCUAUCAAGAAUAAGAUAGACCUUGUGCAAGGCAUGAUGGAUUGUCUAUAUGCUAAAUGCAUACCAUGCAUUACAGACUGCGUGAUGGCCGAGAUUGAAAAGCUUGGGAAGAAGUAUAAUGUAGCUCUAAGAACAGUUAGAGAUCCAAGGAUAGAACGGCUCCCAUGCAUGCACACUGGGACGUAUGCUGAUGACUGUAUUGUGCAAAGAGUUACACAGCAUAAAUGUUAUAUCGUGGCUACUUGUGACCGAGAUUUGAAGAGGAGAAUAAGGAAGAUUCCAGGAGUGCCCAUCAUGUAUCUAUCUCAGCAUAGAUAUACAAUCGAGAGAAUGCCAGAUGCUUUCGGUGCUCCUCGUGUAUGAUCAGCGAAUGGUGAUUAGUCUUUUAUUCAAGACAUGAACAAAGCUCAAGCUAUGUCUAUCACCAUUGGACAAUAGACCUGUAUGGUGAUUAGCUUUUUAUUCCAUACUCAGCGAUCUCAACUGACUCUCAAUCCAUGAAAGCCGACAAUGGUGACAUUUUGAAGAUCUGCUCUGCAUAUUACCAAUGGACAAUCGACCUGUGUUGACCUUGUGUGAGGUAUACUAUACUAGCAUCCACUGCCUCUGCUUCACUGAUCAUGAAUUAUAUUCCAAGGACAACUUGAGUGCAUCCUGUCAAGAUUAAAAUUGGAUCACUGAUGUCAGAGGCCCUUAUUCUGAAGACCGCUAUAACUUAGACUGCGGUCUAAUUCUGUUCUUAUCAUAUGGGAAGCGAAGAAUAUUAUUUCAAAAAAGUAUUUCAGUUGUAUGUUUCUAAUAUUUAUUGUGUUCUUUUCCAAGCUUUCAUGAUAAUGAAAACUAUAUUCUUCAUCAUUCCCAAACAGUUGUCAACUGAAUGCACUGUCAAGUUGAAUCUUUACUGUUUCAGAUUUCAAACACAUCAUUCGUGAUAGUUUUUACCUGAUUAUCCCAGGAUAUUUUGGAAAAGUGAACCCCAGGGUAUUGACUCUGGGGAGCAUUUCAUCAAUAUUUUCAUCCGACAAGUUGUCAGAUCUGACAUCUUUCCAUGAUUUUGAUUGGCUGAGAGGCACUGUUCCUAUGGUAACUGUCGGAUAAACUGGGACUUGUCGGAUAAAAUGUCCGACAAGUCCUUUCAUGAAACGCUCCCCUGGUUGACAGCCUGUAGAUGAACUCCCAAAAGAUGAUAGGUGAUUUAUUUAUUUUACAUUAAUUUUCCUUUUCCCCUAUUCUUUCCCUAGACGAUAUCUUUUUUCAUUCUCACUUGCAUUGAUAACCUUACACUUAUCGUAUAGAUAUUUUGCAUUUCUACAAUUCUUUGUAAGUGCGGCUAAAUAUUAAUGUUUACAUAUACCAGUAAUGAUUAAGGAAAUGAAAUCAUCUGGCUUGGAAUAAAAUGUCCAUUGUUAAGUGAAAGAAAAGGCAGAAUAUGUAACACCUUAUUUUCUGAAAAAUAUUGAUGAUUUAAGUAUAAAUUUUCAAAUAUUGCUGAUAGAAGAACUGUCACAUUGGUCUUCAUUUCCCUUAUGCCUUGUUUACUGGUUCUAAAAUCAAUCUUUGAUUUGCUUUUAUUUCUAUUGUAAUCAAGGAAAGACCUAUUUGUAAAUAAAAAAUGAUAUGUAUUGUUUAUUUACAUCAUUAAA